GGCCUGCGUGGGCGGUGGCGUGGAGGGCAGCGGGGGGGGACACACGACGACCUGCCCCGCCUCUGGGGGACCCGACAGGGAGAGGCCACCCCCAGCGAGGUCCCCCCUGGGCUGAUGAUUUUCAGGGACUUGUUGGCAACUCAGCGAGGGUUGCCAUAGCUUUUUUAUGUAGGGUGACCAGAACCGGCUGAAACUGGUUUGAGGCAGAUCAGCUCCUGAACACAAUGCAGUCACUGAGCUACUACAGUGGGAUAGCAGCUUCCUCCCUUCAUGGCAGCCAAAAGCAGAGCGCGUGCAGGAAGGUUCCAUCCCAACACAGUAUGUGAAUGCACACUUAGACACCACACAGCACUGGUACGUGACUAAUUUAGCCCUGAAAGACUGUGUAGAGAAGAUGGAAAAAAAGGUGCAGGUUUGCAGGAUCUGAGGUUACUUGGGCUUUUCCUGCCUUUUUUCUUGUGCUUAAGGGAUGGACAAGGAGCUGAGAUUUAUGACCCUUAUUAAAGAGAGAGAGAAAGAAAGGAGAAAAAAAAAAAAUGUGUCUUGCCAGGGUGGGGACACUUGGUUUAUGCAGUCUCUCUCGCCGUUCUGUGUUUUUAACAAAACCAAACCAAAAUGAACUGGUGGGUUUGUGAUGGUAGCUUGUGUGUUGCUGGAGAAUGCUACUUUGCAUGCCUUUCUUCUCUCGCAGGCUAUGUUCUGUUUUGUGCUUUUUUCCUUUUAGAAGCUACUAAAGGGUGUUGGGGAUACUUCUGACUAUUAUGAAGGCCAAAAGGCCUGUUGACUGGGGCUGCUUUUAACCCUUUCAUAUUUGCAGAGAAUGCAACCGGGUGACAGUAACUGAACACUGGUCCAAAGUCUUUCCAAAGGGUCAAGGUUCACAAGAGCACCUGAUCAAAUUCAUGACCAUGGGGGAUAUGAAGACCCCGGACUUCGAUGACCUCCUGGCAGCGUUUGACAUCCCAGAUAUGGUCGACCCCAAAGCAGCGAUCGAGUCUGGCCACGACGACCACGACAGCCACAUGAAGCAGAACGCGCAUGGCGACGAUGACUCCCACACGCCAUCGUCCUCCGACGUGGGGGUCAGCGUGAUCGUCAAGAACGUGCGCAACAUCGACUCCACCGAGGGCGCCGAGAAGGACGGCCACAACCCCACGGGCAACGGGCUGCAGAACGGGUUCCUCACGGCGUCUUCUCUCGAGAGCUACAGCAAGGACGGAGCGAAGUCUGUGAAAGGGGACGUGCCGACCUCAGAGGGGGCUCUCAAAGACUCGGCGUUCAGCCAGUUCAGCCCCAUCUCCAGCGCCGAGGAGUUCGAUGAGGACGAGAAGAUCGAGGUGGACGACCCCCCUGACAAGGAGGACGUGCGCCCGGGCUUCAGGGCCGCCCUCUUGGCGGGCGCAGCUCCCCAGCAGGACUACGACAAGCUAAAGGCCCUCGGGGCGGAAAACGCAAGCAAAACUGGAAUCGCAUCGUCAGGCAGCACAGAGAAGAGCAAAGCUGUGAAGCGAGAGACGGAGGCCAACUCCAUCAACUUGAGUGUUUAUGAACCUUUCAAGGUCAGGAAAGCAGAGGAGAAGCUGAAGGACGGCUCGGACAAGGUGCUGGAAAACAGGGUCUUGGACGGCAAGCUGGGCUCCGAGAAGAGCGACCCUGGCCUGGCGGGCGUGGCGCCGUCCAAGACCAAGUCGUCCUCCAAGCUGUCCUCCUGCAUCGCUGCCAUCGCCGCCCUGAGCGCCAAAAAGGCGGCGUCGGACUCCAGCAAAGAAGCCGUGACCAAUUCCAGGGAGUCCUCUCCGCUACCCAAGGAGGCGAACGACAGCCCCCGAGCUGCUGACAAGUCUCCUGAAGCCCAGAGCCUCCUCGACGGCACGAAGAAGGCGAGCCUCAAGCCACCGGACAGCCCCAGGAGCGUCUCGAGCGAGAACAGCAGCAAAGGGUCCCCGUCCUCCCCCGCGGGCUCCACGCCGGCCAUCCCCAAGGUCCGCAUCAAGACCAUUAAGACGUCCUCCGGGGAGAUAAAGAGAACGGUGACGAGGGUGUUGCCGGAAGUGGAUCUCGACUCUGGGAAGAAGCCCUCUGAGCAGACGGCGUCCGUGAUGGCCUCUGUGACAUCCUUGCUGUCGUCUCCGGCGUCAGCCGCCGUCCUUUCCUCCCCGCCCAGGGCGCCUCUGCAGUCAGCAGUGGUUGCCAAUGCGGUUUCCUCCGCAGAGCUGACCCCCAAGCAGGUUACCAUCAAGCCCGUGGCCACCGCUUUCCUCCCCGUGUCCGCUGUGAAGACAGCGGGGUCCCAGGUCAUUAAUCUGAAGCUCGCUAACAACACGACGGUGAAAGCCACGGUCAUAUCUGCGGCCUCUGUCCAGAGCGCCAGCAGCGCCAUCAUCAAAGCUGCCAACGCCAUCCAGCAGCAAACUGUCGUGGUGCCAGCGUCUAGCCUGGCCAAUGCCAAACUCGUGCCAAAGACUGUGCACCUUGCCAACCUUAACCUUCUGCCUCAGGGUGCCCAGGCCACCUCGGAACUCCGCCAAGUGCUAACCAAACCUCAGCAGCAAAUAAAGCAGGCAAUAAUCAACGCGGCAGCCUCGCAGCCACCCAAGAAGGUGUCUCGAGUCCAGGUGGUGUCGUCCUUGCAGAGUUCAGUGGUGGAAGCUUUCAACAAGGUGCUGAGCAGUGUCAAUCCAGUCCCAGUUUACAUCCCAAACCUCAGUCCUCCCGCCAAUGCAGGGAUCACGUUACCGACGCGGGGCUACAAGUGCUUGGAGUGCGGCGACUCCUUCGCGCUGGAGAAGAGCCUGACCCAGCACUACGACAGGCGUAGUGUGCGCAUCGAAGUGACGUGCAACCACUGUACAAAGAACCUCGUUUUUUACAACAAAUGCAGCCUCCUGUCCCACGCGCGCGGGCACAAGGAGAAGGGCGUGGUCAUGCAGUGCUCCCACCUGAUUCUAAAGCCAGUCCCAGCAGAUCAGAUGAUCGCUUCUCCGACAAGCAAUACUUCGGCCUCCUCUGCCACUGUCCAGAGCUCCGCGGGAGCCGGCACGCACACUGUAACAAAAAUCCAGUCUGGCAUCACGGGGACAGUCAUAUCUGCUCCUUCAAGCACACCCAUCACCCCAGCCAUGCCCCUGGAUGAAGACCCCUCCAAACUCUGUAGACACAGUCUGAAAUGUUUGGAGUGUAAUGAAGUCUUCCAGGACGAGACGUCGCUGGCCACGCAUUUCCAGCAGGCUGCAGAUACGAGUGGACAAAAGACUUGCACUGUCUGCCAGAUGCUGCUUCCUAACCAGUGCAGCUACGCCUCUCACCAGAGAAUCCAUCAGCACAAAUCUCCCUACACCUGCCCCGAGUGCGGGGCCGUCUGCAGGUCGGUGCACUUCCAGACGCACGUCACCAAGAACUGCCUGCACUACACGCGGAGAGUUGGUUUUCGAUGUGUGCAUUGCAAUGUUGUGUACUCGGAUGUGGCUGCACUGAAGUCUCACAUUCAAGGCUCUCACUGUGAAGUCUUCUACAAGUGUCCUAUAUGUCCAAUGGCGUUUAAGUCUGCCCCAAGUACACACUCCCACGCUUACACACAGCACCCUGGCAUCAAGAUAGGAGAGCCAAAAAUAAUCUAUAAGUGUUCCAUGUGCGACACUGUGUUCACCCUGCAAACCUUGCUGUAUCGCCACUUUGACCAACACAUUGAAAACCAGAAGGUGUCUGUUUUCAAGUGUCCAGACUGUUCUCUUUUAUAUGCACAGAAGCAACUUAUGAUGGACCAUAUCAAGUCUAUGCAUGGAACUCUGAAAAGCAUUGAAGGGCCUCCCAACUUGGGCAUAAACUUGCCUUUGAGCAUUAAGCCUGCGACUCAGAACUCGGCAAAUCAGAACAAAGAGGACGCCAAGUCCAUGAAUGGGAAAGAGAAAUUGGAGAAGAAGUCCCCAUCUCCAGUGAAAAAGUCUGUGGAACCCAAGAAGGUGGCCAGCCCGGGGUGGACGUGCUGGGAGUGUGACCGGCUGUUCACGCAGAGGGACGUGUACAUUUCCCACGUGAGGAAGGAGCACGGGAAGCAAAUGAAGAAACACCCGUGUCGCCAGUGUGACAAGUCGUUCAGCUCGUCGCACAGCCUCUGCCGCCACAACAGGAUCAAGCACAAAGGCAUCAGGAAAGUCUACACCUGCUCGCACUGCCCGGACUCCCGGCGGACCUUCACCAAACGGCUCAUGCUGGAGAAGCACAUCCAGCUCAUGCACGGGAUCAAGGACCCCGACUUGAAGGAAAUGACAGAGGCCACCAACGAGGAGGAGACGGGAAUAAAGGAGGACGCCAAGGUGCCCAGUCCCAAGCGGAAGCUGGAAGAACCGGUGUUGGAGUUCCGGCCUCCGCGCGGGGCCAUCACGCAGCCGCUCAAGAAGCUCAAGAUCAACGUGUUUAAGGUGCACAAGUGCGCCGUGUGCGGCUUCACCACCGAGAACCUGCUGCAGUUCCACGAGCACAUCCCCCAGCACCGCUCGGACGGCUCCUCCUUCCAGUGCCGCGAGUGCGGCCUGUGCUACACGUCGCACGUCUCGCUCUCGCGCCACCUCUUCAUCGUGCACAAGCUCAAGGAGCCGCAGCCCGUGGCCAAGCAGAACGGGGCCGGCGAGGACGCCCAGCAGGAGAACAAGCCGAGCCCCGACGACGAGGCCGCGGACGGCGCCAUGUCAGACAGGAAGUGCAAAGUGUGUGCGAAAACCUUUGAAACGGAAGCUGCCUUAAACACGCACAUGCGGACACACGGCAUGGCCUUCAUCAAGUCCAAAAGAAUGAGCUCGGCGGAGAAGUAGCCGUGGCCGAGGCCUCGCCCGGGCUGCGGCUGCGGGGUCGCUCCUCGGCCGCGCCCGGGGCACAGGCCGGGACGGGGUCGUGGUCAGAGUUUGUAUAUAUUCAAAGGAAUAACUUUUUAUACUCUUUGUUACAUGUUUGUAUCAGUAUUUAGUGGAACACGUUUUCCGUUGUUUUUUUGGGUUCUUUUUUUGUACGGUUUCUUUACGACAGCGUUCUUGGUAACGGGCAGUUCCUGAAUUCAGAUCCACCCUUUUGUACCUUAUGGAUUUGGAUGUGUUCACCACGUACAGGCUAGAAUAAAGGCCUUUUUUAGUGUUUUUAAUUUUUUGGAAUUCACUACAUCCCCUGUAGGCGAGUGCGGGUCUCGGCAAACACUAGGCCCUCCCCGUGUCUCCGCCAGGCCGGAGCUGGCCGGCCGCUGGCCACCUUGCCCGCGGUGGCGAGGCAGGGGGCGAGGCUGGCUUCCGGAGCCCACAGAGACACGGAGCCGCAAGGGCUGGACUACGCCCGGCUACAACCCCGUCGUUAGACCCAGAGCUGCCUGCAGCCAGGUUUCUGUCACGUAAUUUAUUAACUACUACAGAGACACAACUAAGAAUAUAUCCAGUAUUCCUCCGGCUCUUGACAGGAAAUACAAGUCGCAGUCAACUUAACCCUUUGCUGUCCAAACAGUUGGCAAUUCCUGUUGUGGGUGCUACUGCCAAAUGUUCUGGAACCUAAGAGUUGGGAUGCACACCUCCAGCCACCGACGUAUCAAUGCAGCAGCCGGCGCCCCCGCCGUGGAUAAGCUGAGCUCCCGCAGCCCUUCGGCGGCAGCUCUCGGUGAGAGCUGUGCUUUUGGGUUUGUUUGGCGUUUUCUUUUUGCAUUUUGUAUCUUGUAUUUAUCCCGGAACACGUUUUCUACUUCUCUGUUUGUUUGUAAGACAUCCUCUUGUGUAUAUAGAGAUCCUUGCAUGAUAUACUGUAGCCAACAUCUGGUUCCUCAGAAGGUCUUGCUGCUGUCAGGUGUUUGCACUACACCCGUCGUAACUGUAUUAAACACAUUUCAGAUGUAAAUAAACGUGGGACGUUUGGCCCUUGUGCUUCUGAGCGCGCGUUCUUGCUGGCGGGUCUCUGGCACCUCCGUGAUGCUUAGGAAGCCACGGUGGUCCUGCUCCGGGCCCCGGGGAAGGAGGGCACCUCCGUUCUCUGUAACCAGCCCUUCCUCACUCGCUCGUCGGCUCCACCAGGACAUCGGUACAACCCAAGGGCGGGAUAAGCAUUCCUCAACUUGAAAAGUCAAUUGCUGUUACUUGUUCUAGUUCCCUGUAUUGCUCCAAGCUGUACUCAUAGCACUUUCAUAUGUCUCUGCAUCUGGACUUUGCAAUAAGCCCGUGUGGUGGGCCACACAGGUCUGAAGAGCCUCGUUUUAUGGUCAAGGGAGCCGAGCUCAGAUGAACUGCUUUGCCUAACCCCUCACAGGCGGUCAGUGGCUUUGCAUAUGAGAACCCAAUACUUUGCUCUCAAUCUAGUGCUCGCUCUAUGUGGUUAUGUACAUAUUGGCAAAUAUUCAGCUAUGCGACAAUAAAACGUAUGUGCAA
Lepus europaeus (European hare) is the source of this 6389-nucleotide messenger RNA. RefSeq names its product zinc finger protein 532 (gene ZNF532). NCBI's taxonomy places the organism in Eukaryota, Metazoa, Chordata, Mammalia, Lagomorpha, Leporidae. Bases 903 to 4808 code for a protein of 1301 amino acids. The record is from RefSeq and is a predicted model, not a curated record. The transcript has 10 exons.